Molecule: messenger RNA, 309 nt
Organism: Morchella importuna
Lineage: Eukaryota; Fungi; Ascomycota; Pezizomycetes; Pezizales; Morchellaceae
Exons: 1
Coding region: 1-309 (102 amino acids)
Source: RefSeq, a predicted model, not a curated record
AUGGGAGUUGGUAUUAGAUACCAAGUGGGGGAGAUGACCUGGGGCCUCCUCGGUGAUGGAGGGAUGAGAGAUGAGGAAUGUGCGAAUCUGCUAUCGCAGCGGGUGAAAACAGCUGCGAACGAAGAGACGGCACAGGACAAGACGAAGCCUACCAGCCAAAAGACACCUGCUGAAGUUGAGUUCCCCUCCACCACGAAAAAUAAUCUUGGUGGCGGUGGCGUUGAUAUGUGGCUCAAGAGUGAUACUCUACACCCUCGGCCCGAUGGAGCCUCAUGCCGAAACAUGUCUCAGACUGUGUACCUACUCUAG